GAGAGCACAAAAUCAUUCGCGUCCGGACAGUGGAACGGUGCAUAUCGGUUGCAGGUCGUGCAGCAACAAUAAUACUUCAAGUGUUGGCCAGUUUUAGUAGUGUAGGCAAAGUCUGCAGUGAAGUUGAUCUUUGGUCAUCGAGUGCAAUUGGGGUUGUGAGGUUUACACGGUGCAAUUGCAAGUGUUCCCAGUUACGAUCCUGUUGCGUUCCAGAGAUCCUUGCGAACUUGCGAAGUGAAAGCGCGUUUGGUGAUUUGCAAUAUUUUUGUUGUGUUGUUGCGUGUGAACAGCCAGAAACAGAUACACACAUUCUUCCGACAUGAGGCCUCCGACGCAUUUCGGUAACGAUAUUACCAACACCGGAGCGAACGGUGACGAUCAGCAGAAUAACAACAACAAUGGAGGAGGCGGAAAUGGAGGCAACAAUGGCGGAAACAAUACGGACUACAUCGUCGAGCGGUUGACGCAGAUGGGCGCCACGAUUAACUUCCCGAAGGUGGCGGGCCGUGGCAUCAUCCGCGUUGUGGAGCGUUGUGACGAUGCGAAGGAGAACAACAAUCUAGAUCUUUCGGAAUGCGAGCUGAUCCAGGUGCCCGAUGCAGUCUACCAUCUGAUGAGACACACCGAGCUGAAGACGUGUGAUCUGAGCAGCAACGUGAUUACGAAGAUAUCUCCCAAAUUUGCAGUCAAGUUCAGCUUCAUCACAGACCUCAACUUGUCCCACAACCAGAUGGCCCGGCUACCGGACGAGUUGGCCGAUCUGCACUCGCUCGAGAUGCUGGACAUUUCCCACAACACCUUCAUCACACUGCCCGCCGUCGUGUUUAAGAUGCCGAAGCUACGCGAGCUGAAGGCCAACAACAACGCCAUCAUCGACAUCGACCGGGACGAAAUCAUCACGUCCGAUUCGCUCGAGGUGGUCGACCUGCGGCACAAUCCGCUCACCCCGAUGUGUCACGAUCUGCUCAAGCAUGCCGUCGUCUCGUUCCGGAUCGAGCUGUCCGAGCGGGAGAAGGAAGAUUGGGAGGAUUUGACGAUUUGAGACGCGCGUUCGUACGUUUGCGAAGCGUUCAUCUUACGCAUCGGGUGCUUUUCCUGCCUUCAAACUAUUGUAGCUUUAGCCGCAAACGGUGCGUCGCUCGGUCGAUCGGAACAGCGACGUUACCGUGGUAUGUUCUGUACUGAUCCGGCGUUCGCGUUUGUAACUCUCUGUGCACUAGGUUUUUAAAACUCCGGAACUCUGGAGCUGGCGUGUAAGGAGAGCCGGAUGCUACUUAUAUGAUACUAACCACCUUAUAGGCUCGAUCCGGCCGUAUAGUGUGAAUUGUACUUAAGCAAAGCUGUAUUAUACGAACCGUACUCAUUAACCCCGUGUAGAUUUUUAAGACGAUCGUGUCUCCGAUGCCUCUCUGCUCUCUGAUCGUGUGCUUUUGUGUGGAGUAUCUGCCUUCUCUUUUGGGUCUUUUGGUCGGGUGCUAGAUUUCUGUGCAUGCGGUAUAGAUUUUGAUCUAGUCAUUAGUCAUCUUCGAUACACGACAAUCAGGUGGAUCGUAGCGGUACGGAAGUAGAAAUGGGUCAAAAUUCAUCGUAACCAACGUCGAAAUAAAUUAGACGAAAGAACAGUAAAGAACGACACUGAAAACACCCAGCAACAAAGAGAGAGAGAGAGAGAGAGAGAGAGAGAGAGAGAGAGCUGUCCGACGCGAUAGAUACUAAUUUAUGACACUGAUCAUAAAACUGAGUGAUAUUAAAUAAGUCAAUUUGUGUACACGUAAACAAAAACCCGUUCUCUAAGGUAAGGGCAAAGCAGGCAAUGAUUUUUGUGUGAGGUGGUUUACAUCAAUUUACUAACCAAAAAAUUGAACGAAACUCAUGUAGAAGAAUGAAUACUGUUGUUGGAUGAUGUACUGUGCAAUUAGCUGCGGCAUGUAAACGAAUUGAGGAACCUUAGGAGAGGGACGAAACAGACGAUAAUAAAUUUGUGCUUUGAUUAUAAA
This is a messenger RNA of Anopheles stephensi (Asian malaria mosquito), 1997 nucleotides long. It is a transcript of the gene Sclp, whose product is annotated as leucine-rich repeat-containing protein 20. The transcript is spliced from 3 exons. Gene Ontology annotation, molecular function: protein binding. Lineage: Eukaryota; Metazoa; Arthropoda; Insecta; Diptera; Culicidae. The record is from RefSeq and is a predicted model, not a curated record. The coding region runs from base 320 to 1042 and encodes 240 amino acids.